Messenger RNA from Malania oleifera, 2605 nucleotides. RefSeq lists its product as uncharacterized. NCBI's taxonomy places the organism in Eukaryota, Viridiplantae, Streptophyta, Magnoliopsida, Santalales, Ximeniaceae. The transcript is spliced from 3 exons. Bases 116 to 1534 code for a protein of 472 amino acids. Gene Ontology annotation, molecular function: acetylglucosaminyltransferase activity. The record is from RefSeq and is a predicted model, not a curated record.
UUGUAAUUUGUAUGUGACACCCAACAGACGCAAAUACAACAAAUGCCCGACCAAGAGAUUCACUCUGUUGAUCAGUUUCCUCUCUCUCUCUCUCUCUCUCUCUCUCUCUCCCCAAAUGUUCAAAUUUCUCUCUCAUCACUGCAAAGGCUUAACCCCCUCCCGCCUCAAGACCCUUCUCCUCCUCUUCUCCACCCUCUGCAACCUCUACCUCCUCCUCCGCCACCACCCUCCCCGUACUCCGCCCCUCCUCCUCCACCCUUGUCCACAACCACUGCCCCUGCCCUCGCCGCCGCCGCCCACCGCUCUGCGCCACAUCCUCUUCUCUAUCGCCGCCUCUUCCUCCUCCCUCCCCCGCCGCGCCGCCUUCCUCCGUCUCUGGUACUCCCCCAACUCCACCCGCGCAUUCCUCUUCCUGGAUCGCCCCGCACCCGAUUCGGACCCCUCCCUGCCCCCCACCCGCAUCUCCGGCGACACCUCCCGCUUCCCCUAUACCUUCCCCCGCGGCCUCCGCUCUGCCAUACGCGUCGCCCGCGUCGUCCAGGAGGCCGUCGCCCUCAACGAGCCUGAUGUCCGGUGGUUCGUGUUCGGCGACGACGAUACCCUGUUUUUCCCCGCGAAUUUGGAGAAAACUCUGUCCAAGUACGAUCAUAAUCGGUGGUAUUACGUCGGCGCGAAUUCGGAGAACUACGAGCAGAACGAGAAAUAUUCGUUUGACAUGGCGUUUGGCGGGGGAGGGUUUGCUAUAAGCCGUUCGCUGGGCGUAGUGCUUGCUAGGGUUUUGGAUUCGUGUCUGGUUAGGUACUCUCAUUUGUACGGAAGUGACUCUAGGGUUUAUUCCUGUUUGGCAGAGCUUGGCGUAGGAUUGACACGCGAAUCUGGUUUUCAUCAGGUUGAUAUUCGCGGAAAUUUGUUCGGAAUGUUGUCUGCACAUCCAUUAUCACCUUUGUUGUCUCUUCAUCAUUUGGAUUCUGUGGAUCCAAUCUUUCCUAACAUGAACAAGACCGAAGCUGUGGAACAUCUUUUUAAAGCUGUAGAUGUUGAUCCCGCAAGGAUUUUGCAGCAGACUGUCUGCUAUGACCUUACAAACUCGUUGACUAUUUCAGUUGCUUGGGGUUAUGCUGUUCAGGUGUUUGAAGGCAAUCAACUUCUUCCAGAUCUCCUCCCACUGCAAAGAACCUUUAUGCCAUGGAAGAGAGGUAGGAAUAUUAACUCUAGCCACUUUAUGUUUAACACGAGGGAAUAUCCUAGAGAUCCAUGCAAAAGACCUGCUGUUUUCUUUUUGGAAAAUGUUGUUUCUGAUGCAAAUGGGGUCAGGAGCAACUAUGCUAAGCACAUUGUUGGAAGUUGUUUAAAAGUCGGUGUAGCGCAACAUUGGGAAACAAUAAGUGUGUUUGCCCAGAAGCUAGAGCUUGAUGUUGAAGAGCUGAAGGCUCCACGGCGUCAGUGCUGCUCUGUUACACCUUCUCCAAAUGAUUCCAUAUUUAUUAAAAUUCGAAACUGCAGAGAUGAUGAACUUAUUGCUAUGCAUUCAUAACCAUUUCCUGUGAAUUGCCAUCGCAUGGAAAAAGUAGUCAGUUUUCUGAAUUCCAGAGUGUAAAUUAUAGGUAGUUCCGUUUUCUGCAAAACAUAUGGAGUCUGAUAUUUGUCUCUUCUGUAGCGAACACAUGCCUGCCUGACAUAUUUUCUUCUGAAAUAAUAUAUGUAUAAAGAUUAAUUUGUUCAAGUAAGUCCACUUGAGCUAAGCUGAGCUAAACUCUUGUGCACUUGAGUCAGUUUUGUUCAAACUCGAGUUCAAAUUUGAAUUUGAUUUGAAAAGUUUGUUUGAAUUCAACUUGAUCGGAAGUUCAAAAGGCUCAAGUUCGAUCCAUUUAGUGUUACUAUUUCAAACUUUAUGAUGAAAUAAAUGAUAAUUAUAUUUUGGUGUGCACAAUGUUGACAAGCUCGUGAGCUAAAUUUGAAUUCAAGCUCAAAAAUUUUUGAGUUCAACUGAUCUUUCAUUGAGCUGACUUUGAACUUGUUUGCAUAGUGCCUAAUUCACUGCAGCCCUGGUUCUUUGUCUGUGCAGGCAAAAAGCCCAGCUGCCUGAUUAUCGAUGAGGUUCUUACAGUCAUUGUUCCUCUGUUUCUUUUUUUUUUUUUUCCUCAGGGCAAAAGAGCUUGCUUGAAGCAGAUGUAUUUUUUAUGCGCGAGAGUACUAUUUAAUAUUUGUUUUUUAGUCGACUAGCCAAGUCAGAGGACAUCUCCAGGACAUUUGAUGAGAGCAGAGACGUGGGAAUCUGUUUCUACCUUCUUGUUAACUUUUCCUUUUUUCUUUUUCAUUUACUUUUGUCAUCCUGAUUAACUUGACAGAGCAGAGACAUGGAUAGGGAAUGCUAAUUACAUGUCUGAAAGGAGCAGAUAAUCAAAGGUCACUGAUGUUGAAAAUUUGAAGGUCGGGUAUAUAUUGUAAGCCAACCCAAAAAAAGAAAAGGGAAGAUGUUUUGUAUGGGUGUAUAUAUGAUUUUUCAGAAUCAAGUAACCCACGUUGGUAGAGGCGCCAUCUGACCUAAGGGAAAGCACUUUUGUAGCUGAGAUUUUUUAACAUUAUAAAAUCAUGUAGUUUGGAA